UGAAUCAGGACCAGAUUAUGAAUCCAAACAGGAGCGAUGACAUAAAGACGGCGCCAGGAGUCAACGAAACGCAAACGGAUGGGAAUAACUCCACAAACCAAAACACCCAACCUCAAGAUUCUCGGAAUCCGAGACACUCCGAUGGAUACACCAUGAUCCCACCAAAUGAAUCAAGACGGAGCAAACUGCUGAGAAUGUCACAGAAAGAACAGAAUGAUCUGCAGAGAUGGAAGGAGGAACAUCAGCCUGGCCCCAUUCAACUGGCCCCAGAAAAGCUGGGUGGGGAUGUAUCAUUGUCAGAGGUACGACAGAGACAGCAGAUAGUGGCCCACCAGUCUAAACUCAAGAAAAAGCUCAUACAAGAGGACAGGAACCAACGCAGGAGAGAAGCAGAGGAAGAAGAGAAUCAGAGGAUGAAGGACAUUCAGAGAGAGAAGGCCACCAGACUAGAAAUGAAGAAAAAGCAGGAGGAGGAAAGAAGAAAGGAGCUGUACCAACAUGAACUCCUAAUGAAAAGAGAAGAGCAUCUUCAAAGGCUCGAGAGGUCCGGCUCAGUUCCUAUGGCAGCAAGCAGCUCCACACCCACGUCAUCAUGGGCUCGAGGGCACGAAUACAGGGAGGCCAGGAAGGCCGAGGAACAAAUGGCCCUGCAGCAGAAGAAAGAUGAGCAAAGAAGGAAGAGUCAAAUCUUGGAAGAAAAACAAAAACAAGAAGAGGAGGACAGGAAAAGACAAAUGGAAAAUGAACGGCUGCGGGUGAACACGGCCUUCCUAGACAGACUGGAGGCGAGAGGAUCAGGUAGAGCGUCUGAGUUGCUCCCCUGCACGCCGGAGCUUGGUAAUGUCUGGCAGACGGAGGAACCGCAGGACCCUGCCUCGUCCCCUGUGCCCUUCCCAUCACAGCUUCACACUGACAGCGCAGCGGAGGAGGAUACUGACUUCGAGUGGGUUGUAAUGAAGCUACAGAAUAAGUUCUCUUACUGUCAGCGAGAGUAUCUGGAAGACAUUGUCUCUCAAUGUAACGGCAAUUACCAGCAAGCUUAUGAUCUACUCAAUGCUUAAAUGAGAAUGUUACUGGCUCAAAUCUUUAGUGUUGGGGACACUACUAGCUUAACUACUUUUUUUUUUGUUUCUAUUUUUUUUUUUCUAUUUUCUCUAAACAAGCUACUUUUUCACCAAGAAGCACUGAAGCAGUUUGUUACACAACACCUUCUCGUUACUUCUUCCCUUUUCCUUACUAGAUCAAUGUUUUGAAUCAAGCAAAACGCAAUCUGUGCAAACUAUUGCAUCUUUCAGGAACCAAAUUCAAUAUAUGUAAUUGGUGUAAAUGUACGUUGGGGCACAGGCUCACAGGUUCACUGAUCUGUGUGGAGAAAAAAAAGGAUCAUGCUAUACAGUUACACUAGGAUCUACUAGUGAUGAAAACAAGAAUUUCAAGGCCAUGUUCAUCAGUGUUUAUGAGUGUGAAAGAUUCACAUAGUAACGUGUACAUGGGUAGUAGCUUGUAGUAGCUUUUCUUAGUAGCUAGCUUCUUUAUCAAAUGUGUAGUUUGGCUAUUGCCUAGCUAUUUUAAAUUAUGAGUUGCUUGCAGCUUGGCAAGUGACAAUGGCAAAGUAGCAUUCCCAAACACUGCAAAACAUAUACACAAAGCCAUUCAAUUCAAGAAAGGUCUCUGUUAAGACUUCCUUCUUCUGUACUCUGAUGACAAUAAAUAAAUGUUCCUCUUAACCUAGCUGAGCAUGCCAGACAUAUCAUUCUGUCCUCCCAGUUAUGAAAGAUCACCUUCUAAUGAGAUUUUUAAAUUUUUUUUUAAGCGUGCCAGUAGUCUGAGGUAACUCAUUCAAACUAAGAUCAACAGUUCCCAAGGGCAUUUGCUGGUUUGUACUCACAAGCCUAAACACUGAUUUAUAAUUCACAUUAGUGUUAUAGAGAGAGACAGAAUGAGACCAAAGCAGCACACAGAUCACUGGCCAAAUGACUGUUUUUUUGUAUCCUGUACUGUGCAUGAACUUACCAGUUGAGCCAUUGCUCAAUCCAGCACAUGCAGUCAUGAAAAAACUGGAAAUUGAUGUUUCAUCUCACACCAAGAGGGGAAGAGUGCAGGUGUGUGUCGAUGUGUGUGGUCGGGAUCCUGAUCCAACUAUUACAUCCUGCAAGAUCAGGCUUUCCAACAGCAUCAAAGUUAAUGGAAUAGGAGCACAGAGGCCUUUUCACCCGGCUUGAAGGAACAUACACUACACUUUGCAAUCACCAAUAAUUUUGGUACCACAUGUUGACAUUGAAUCACGAUUAAUCAUAUUCAAGUGCAGGAAGGGACGAAUUUUGCACUUAUUAUGUUAAUCUAUCCCCCUAUUAAAUAGGCCAUUUCCUGUUAUAGCCAGCUUG
Messenger RNA from Pangasianodon hypophthalmus (striped catfish), 2384 nucleotides. It is a transcript of the gene epsti1, whose product is annotated as epithelial stromal interaction 1. NCBI's taxonomy places the organism in Eukaryota, Metazoa, Chordata, Actinopteri, Siluriformes, Pangasiidae. The coding region runs from base 18 to 1061 and encodes 347 amino acids. The transcript is spliced from 11 exons. The record is from RefSeq and is a predicted model, not a curated record.